Messenger RNA from Penicillium canescens, 657 nucleotides. RefSeq lists its product as uncharacterized. The transcript is spliced from 2 exons. NCBI's taxonomy places the organism in Eukaryota, Fungi, Ascomycota, Eurotiomycetes, Eurotiales, Aspergillaceae. The record is from RefSeq and is a predicted model, not a curated record. Bases 1 to 657 code for a protein of 218 amino acids.
AUGGUUCUCGGAAUAGUCAUGAUGGCGUCUAUGCUGCCAACCAUGAUUGGGUUAAACGAAGCUACCCAGGGUACACGCGACCAAGAGGAAAACCGAAAGACCUCAGCUCGCAAGCAGCGAUGCCACUUGGUGGCCACAUGUGCUCUCAGUCAGGGCACAGAGAGCCAACGCGGCCAAGUCCAGAAUGCCCGUGUAUAUGUGGGGCAAGACGGGAAACUCUAUAUCUCCAAGAAACCCAGCUCUGCGUUGUCUCCCUUCAAUGGUGGCUUCUACACCCACCCUGAUUUCCCUCCGAACAAUACAUCCGGUGUGGUGACGAUUACUGGCGAAGAGACCCCCACCUUGCGAUGGGUGUUCUUGGACGCUAACACGCACGAGAUGCGCUGGGGAGGGCGUCCCGACACUGAAGGCCACGUGUGUGGGCCCUUUGACUGGACGAAAGACGAGCAAUACAUGACGCUGGAGGGAUGGGAAGGGUGGCUGGCGGUUCGGUUGCCUGAAGAUGACACGCGAGAUCAAGCGGAGACAGACCUUGAGAUCGGCAAUGGCCGCGAGAUUUGGCGCUUGUAUUUUGACCAGCAUGAUAAUGGAGCCGAUCUUCCGCCCGGUUCCCAGGGCCUGGAAAUUCGCCUUAAGCGAGUCAUGGCGGAGUCAUGA